AUGAAGAUCUGUGUGGGGAUAGCAAGGGGAUUGGCUUAUCUUCAUGAGGAAUCAAGGUUGAAAAUAGUACACAGGGACAUUAAGGCAACCAAUGUCUUACUUGACAAGGAUCUGAAUGCCAAGAUCUCUGACUUUGGUUUAGCUAAGCUUGAUGAAGAAGAAAAUACUCAUAUCAGUACACGUAUAGCUGGAACAAUUGGUUACAUGGCUCCAGAAUAUGCUAUGAGGGGUUACUUGACUGAUAAAGCAGAUGUAUAUAGCUUUGGAGUUGUAGCUUUAGAGAUUGUUAGUGGAAAAAGCAACACAAAAUACAGGCCAAAGGAAGAGUUUGUAUAUCUUCUAGAUUGGGCUUAUGUUCUCCAAGAGCAAGGAAACCUUCUGGAAUUGGUGGAUCCAAGUCUUGGUUCAAAGCACUCUCCAGAGGAAGCCAUGAGAAUGCUGAGCUUGGCACUCUUAUGCACCAAUCCAUCUCCCACUCUUAGACCAACCAUGUCUUCUGUGGUGAGCAUGCUUGAAGGAAAAAUUCCAAUCCAAGCACCGAUAAUCAAGCGCAGUGAGAGCAACCAAGAUAUAAGAUUUAAAGCCUUUGAGUUGCUAUCACAAGACAGCCAAACUCUUGUUUCAUCUGCACACUCAGAAGAAAGUAUGAAGCAACGACACAAAUCAGAAGAUGGACCAUGGAUUGAUUCCUCCAUAUCUCUUCCAAGUGGAGAUGAUUAUGCUUCAAGCAGCAAACUAAUUUAA
Molecule: messenger RNA, 744 nt
Organism: Sphenostylis stenocarpa
Lineage: Eukaryota; Viridiplantae; Streptophyta; Magnoliopsida; Fabales; Fabaceae
Source: the annotation of a GenBank genome assembly